This is a messenger RNA of Oikopleura dioica, 315 nucleotides long. NCBI's taxonomy places the organism in Eukaryota, Metazoa, Chordata, Appendicularia, Copelata, Oikopleuridae. The record is from the annotation of a GenBank genome assembly.
AUGACUAAAAAAGCCUGCAAAGCCACUGAAAAGCCUGCAGUUCUGAGAGAGAUCAAUGGCAAACGUACCCUUCAGAAUUCAAUGAAGAAGAGCUUCGCGAAACCGGUCAUUUCUACCGCAAAAGUACUCACGAUCGAAAACAUGACGCAACCUAAGAAACGAGUGCCGACGCCUGCGAGCAUCGAUGACAUUUGCACACGUGAAGUCGACAAUCUUAUCACUACAAUCCAGUUCCUCGAAAAUCUUUGCCACAAGCACGGUCUUUCAACGAAGCUAGAAGCUCUGCAGCAUCAAAACUUUUUGAAGAAAUUGUGA